AUGGCCCACUUGCUGCUGCUCCCCCUCUUUUGCUGUCCCCCCAAAGGGACCUUUGUCUUGGGCCUGCUGACAUCAAGUUUCUCACUGAACUUCACACUGCCGGCCAACACGACUUCCUCCCCACCUGCUACAAGUGGGAAAGAAGCAGACUGUGGGCCCUCUCUUGGAUUAGCAGCAGGCAUCCCAUCCCUGGUGGCCACAGCCCUGCUGGUGGCUUUACUAUUUAUGCUGAUCCGCCGAAGAAGAAGCAGCAAUGAGUCCACGGAGGAAAGUGAGAGACCAUGUGAAAUUUCAGAAAUCUAUGACAAUCCCAAGAUUGCUGAGAAUCCUAGGAGGUCACCCACACAUGAGAAGAAUCUGACGGGAGCAGAAGGAGCCCACGUAUAUGUGAAGACUGUAGCAGGAAGCGAGGAGCCCAUGCAUGACACUUACCGUCCUCCUGUCGGAAUGGAGAGAAGAAGGGGAUUGUGGUGGCUUGUGCCCAGAUUGAGCCUGGAAUGAGGCAGUUCGGUCAAGGAGCAGAUCUAGAGCUGGAACAGAGCUGAAAACCCAGGGAUCUGUGCUCAGAGUGAGGAGAGAUACUAAGCUGCUUCUUAACCAAUCCAAAUUUCCAUUGCAGAUCUGGAAAACUUUGGGUUGAUUUGUCUCUGUAGGUGACAGAAUAAGGACUCAUUCCAACA
Messenger RNA from Callorhinus ursinus (northern fur seal), 680 nucleotides. NCBI's taxonomy places the organism in Eukaryota, Metazoa, Chordata, Mammalia, Carnivora, Otariidae. The record is from RefSeq and is a predicted model, not a curated record.